This is a messenger RNA of Aspergillus piperis CBS 112811, 861 nucleotides long. RefSeq lists its product as uncharacterized. Bases 79 to 813 code for a protein of 244 amino acids. The transcript has 5 exons. The record is from RefSeq and is a predicted model, not a curated record. Lineage: Eukaryota; Fungi; Ascomycota; Eurotiomycetes; Eurotiales; Aspergillaceae.
CUUCACUCAUUGCUCAUCUCCAGCAUCUACUUCACCCUUCCAAAGCCCUUUACCUCUACUAUCGACACACAGUACAAAAUGGAUAUGUAUGAUCCCAAGGAUGUAGGGGUGGGGAAUGACAUAACUGCCCUUGCACCUUAUUUCAGACUUGGCCUCGAUCUCACUCGAGCUCAGGAUGAGGAAGCGGAGAAGCCAUGGCUGAUUGACCAGAACCUUACCGAUGUUCAAAUACCAAAGAAUCUGGAGACUCUAUUGGAGGACUUCGCUUUAGGGCUCGGUUCUGGAGACUGUGACACGAGAUUGAUUCGGCCUCGACUGAGUGCAAUACUUAUGGUGUUGUUGGCCAAGAAAAUCAUUCUCCCACCUGUCACUGACUUCGAAACUGAUACUGUGGAGAUUACUAUGCAUUUUCUUCUACUGUACGGCUGCCGCCCAACUUUGGAUACAAACGUCAUUGUGCUUAGGAAACAGACGAUCUUUCCAGAUGAGGGCUGGGGAGUCCUUGCAGCCAUGUCCGCUAUUCAUCGCCAGCGGAAAGAGGCAGGCGAUAACGGGGACAUUUACGGAAUCCAUACCGACACCUAUACUUGGAAUUUCUUUCACCUGAACGAUAGCGGCAAGUAUUCAACCAAAUUGGAUUUGUCCUGGUACUUGGACCAAAAGGAGGUCAUCGGUCGCGUCUGCCAUAUAAUAAGAGAAGCCGCAACUCUCUCCCGAGAAGUAGGAGGUAGGGAUCCUAUGCUAGGCGUCUUUGAGCCAGAAACCGAAGGCAAAAGUGAUGACGAAAAGUCUGAUCAAUGGUCGCUCUACUAAGUGAAACGUUGGUGUGGUCCAUCGGGUAGAAUCUAGCUUCUAUCAAGG